This is a messenger RNA of Saimiri boliviensis boliviensis (Bolivian squirrel monkey), 1148 nucleotides long. NCBI's taxonomy places the organism in Eukaryota, Metazoa, Chordata, Mammalia, Primates, Cebidae. The record is from RefSeq and is a predicted model, not a curated record.
ACCGCGGAAAGGGUCGAGGGGGUCUGGGCCCAACCCCUUAAAGGAAUUCCAACCCCCGGGUCUCCGAGGGGCCAGUGCAUUCUCCAGAGGCGGGCAGUUUGAGGCUGGGACCGGCAAGGAACGCCACGGCCCCUUCGGGAGCCGAGAAAGCGGUAGACCUGCCGCCGGGUCGCUGAGAAUUCUGGCUCUGCCAAGAGUGCUUUCCAUCCCCGGGCGGAGCGGCGUCGGCGUUCACGGCGGCCUUCAUCCUGGCGAUGCAGUGUGCCUCAGCCCGGGGCCCUAGCCUUGAGGAAACUGCGCGUUCUGGAUUCUGCGUGGGCCAACGUUGGCCCAGAGACGUCAGGGAAUUUGAGGCAGCAUCCCCAGCCGGCCUGCUGGCUCCCCGUGUCCUGCUCUCUGCCUUGUUCAGUGAGAGUUUGCCGGAAGAGGUAACUAUUCCCGAAUGAGGGUCUGCUAUCAUCUAGCACAAAACUCUGAAAAUACCUCCUUCCUGGCUUGGAUCUUCAGUGGAAGCUGCGCUCUCGAGAGCAGAACGGCGGCCGCGGCAGAUGCAAAGACCUGAAGAUCGUCUUUUCUGUCCAAAGAUGGAAAACAACACCACUACCAUUUCUCGGGAGGAACUUGAAGAACUGCAAGAAGCAUUUAAUAAAAUAGAUAUUGAUAAUAGUGGGUGUGUCCGUGACUAUGAACUUCAAGACCUGUUUAAGGAAGCAAGCCUUUCCUCUGCCUGGCUACAAGGUGCGAGAGAUUGUGGAGAAAAUUCUGUCCGUUGCUGACAGCAACAAAGAUGGCAAAAUCAGUUUUGAAGAGUUUGUGUCACUAAUGCAAGAAUUAAAAAGCAAAGAUAUCAGCAGAGCAUUCGGAAAGAUAAUUAACAAGAAGGAAGGGAUUACUGCUAUUGGAGGAACUUCGUCUAUUUCCAGUGAGGGCACACAGCAUUCGUAUUCAGAGGACGAAAAAGUGGCUUUCGUUAACUGGAUAAACAAAGCCCUGGAGAAUGACCCUGACUGAAUACCACAAAAGAGAUGCAGAAUUCUUGUCACUGUACGCUAUCAGGAGACUGCCCUUGUCCAUUGUCCCAUUCUGGCUCUGUCAACUUUGACUGCUUGAUCAAGGUUAGUGCCUCUCAGAUUUCUCCACUCUGUAAU